UUGACCUAAUCAUUUGUGUGCUGAUCUCUCUCUGCCAUUAUUAUAAAUUAUUCGGUCAACACCAUUGAGACUAUUCGGUAGUCGUCUCGUAAGAUUAGCGAAUAUAUUUCCUACGUCAUCCGACCUUCAAGAAUGUCUCCCGCGUGAGAUAUUAACGACUUCGCAGAAGAGAGCGAUCCAUCCGAUGUGAUUAUUUUAUCCUCGUUCGAUCUUCAACGGCCUUGCUGCUGUAAGGCGUUAACCCGACGUUAGCGGUAUCAACAGAAAGCCAACGGUCUUUCACAACGGUCUUCUCGGUACAUAGUCAGUAAAUACUUAAUCUAGACGCGAGCUGACCCUCGGUGACCUCGAUACAAGAUACUAACUCGACAUUUCCGACGCUUUCUGUGAUGCGCAUUACGCGACUAUAAACCGCUCGUCAUAUGGACGUGGCCAUUCCAGUUAGUAUGGAAACAGCCAAGAUGUACAUCAGCGAACCGCAGAACGGUCAUACGACCACCAAAUACGCCUCGACCAACUCCAUCCCGGCGAUGAUGGAGCAGGAGUCGUCGCUGGCGAGGAUCCUCGGCGCCGUCGGAAGGCAUCGCGAGAACGCAGCGAUCCUGCGGGACACAAAGACUCGCCGGCACAGUGUUCUCGAGGAUCUGAAAGCUCGACGAGACAGCCUGAUCCAAAGGGCUCGUAGGGUCAGCAUGUUUGAGGAGAAGGAGAAUAGUUCCAAGGACACUGCUAAGGACAACAUCAAGAUCGACGUCAAGGAUAGCAACGUGAAGGAGAAGACAAAGGAUAAAAGGAGGGGCAGCGAAAGUGGCAGGAGAGGCUCGGUGUUCUACGUGUCUGAGGAUCUGCUGGAGGAGAAUCAGGAAGUAUUGGAGAACGAAGACCGUGACCGCUUGGCUCAGGAGGCUAAAAAGGCACGCCGGAAAUCCUGGCAUCCACUCGUCAAGCCGCCCAAGCUGGAUCGGAAAAGAAGGAAGGGCGUGGUGUCUGGUAUUCCCUCUGGUGUGCCUUCGGAGAUUGGCAGCACAGAGGGACUUUUUUCGCCAAAUUAUCCGCGACAGAAGAGGCCAUCCUGGUGGAAUAUUUUCAUACCGGAGUCCAGGUCCAGGCGUUUCUCUCAGGAUGUCACAACCUCGAAAUCGACGGAAAACCUCUCAACGUCUUAUGUCAGGAGCAAGAGCCGUAGUGUGGAUCAUGGAUUUACGGCACCCUUCGAUUUGGACGCUCUGCGGAACAAGGUCGAAGGACGUUUUGAAUCUGUGGAUAAACUCUCGAGAGAUUCCGAUAACGAGAGCAAAGAUGGCUCCACGACACAGGAAAAGAAACACGGCCGUGUCUCGCAGCCCAUCAAUACUAUUGCCUAUACGGUGGGUGAUAGAGACACGCUUACAUCAGUGGCAGCAAGAUUCGAUACGACGCCAUCCGAGCUGAGCAAAUUGAAUAGGCUCGGAAGUACUUUCAUUUAUUCCGGUCAACAGUUAUGGGUGCCGGCGAAAGGAGAAGGACGUCCGGGAGGCGGAUCAGCCGCAGAUGCGCCCAGCCCUGACCCUUGCCACGAUCAUGAGUCUCAGGAUGACCUACCACCCGAAGAAAAAGAACUUCUGGAUAAUUUGAGACCAGUGUCACCAAAGCCAGGCCAUAUGGAACGUAUAAAAACACCUCUUGGAACAUCCAGCGUGGCUGCAGAUGAAGAUGAACAACCAUUCAGAGAAAGAUUUCUAAAAAUUAAUGUCAGGCAUAUCACAGAUGGUCAGGGUGUAGUUGGCGGUGUGUUGUUAGUUACGCCAAACGCAGUUAUGUUCGAUCCAAACGUGUCUGAUCCUCUUGUUAUCGAGCACGGUGCUGAAUCUUAUGGAGUGAUUGCUCCCAUGGAAUUUGUAGUCAACGCUGCAAUUUAUUACGAUAUCGCACACAUGAGGGUCUCCCAUACCGAAUCCGGACAUUUAGACAAAAAACCUGAAAUUUAUUACAUGAAAAAACCUCAAAUAGAUAAUCGUAAAUGUCAGUCUCCGGGGAAAGAUGAAAAUUUCCCUGAAUUAGCAGGCGACGAUAGCGAAAGUGUGUGUAGCUGUGCCGAGAGAGACGGCGAUGCUUUUCCAAAGGCCUUUGAGCGAGAGCUUGUCACUCCUACCAAUCUCCAGAGUGAGGAGAAUUUAACCUCGACCAAAGAUAAAGAGAAAGAGAAAGAAAGUAAUGAGAAAGAAUUUUGCACUGGCGGCCAAGCUAGUAGAACUUUAGAGGAACGCAGACGUUCCAUGCUUGACCAUCAUUGGGCAGUUCCUAGCAAAGAUCGAAGUACAUUUUCAGUUGAUGACGAACAACAAGAUUCACUAAAUUCUGAUAAGCAGGCGGAACCACCAGCUAAAUCAAAUGCUAUUCCUGAGGACGAAGAAGGAUCUCUAGUCAAAUUGUCGUGCCAUGAUUCUGGUAUCGAUAUCCGUGAUCCUAAUCCACCUAUUCCAGUAGUACAGCCUAUACCAUCAAAAAAAGUUUACUCAGAUGCGGAUAUUGUUUUAUCCUCGGAUUGGGUCCCUCCAAUAACGAUAGCACCAACGAAUGUUACAAGUACGUUGGAAGCCAGUUCUGCUAUUAAUGGCAGGAAAAAAGCCAGCUCGGUGUCCUUUAGCUUAGAGAGUAACGCAGAAGAGCCCGAAAAGGAUGAAGAACACAAAGAAGAUGAUAAACAGGAAACUCGAAAGAAUAAGAUGCUAAAACGUCUGUCGUAUCCAUUGUCCUGGAUGGAAGGUUUAACUGGAGAGAAGGAUGACGAGAGCAGUAAAUCCAUCUCUGACAAAAUGUCAAGCCUUCCAAACAGUGCGGAUUCCCAUCAUUCCUCUGUUUUCAGCAAAGUCUUCUCGAGCUCGCCGAUCAACCUGGUGAGUGACUUUAGCUCGGGCCUGUUUGCUAAAACCCCCAGCGAAGAGAGUGGCGGGGGCGGUAGAGCGGGCGGAACUCCUCCGCUUACCGCCUCCUCUCUCUCCCAGGACUCCAGCAAUUUCUCACCUGGUCCAGGAAGCCUCAUUGGACGUUCUUCCGUGGGUACUUUUAUUAGACAGCAACCUUUAACAUCUUCUGGCAGCAGUAGCGUUGAUAGCAGUCGAGGUAGCAAAACUUCUACGACGGCGCCUCGAUUGGAUUACCGCAGUAUGGUCUCGGUCGACGAUAUGCCGGAAUUAUUUGUGAGUUUCGACAAACUGAUUCCACGACCUGCUCGUUCUUGCGAGGACCCACCAUUGUACCUGAGACUACGAACAGGAAGACCCAAGGACAAGAAGAUACCACGAUCGACGCCAAUUAUGAGCUACGGCAAAAAGAAACUGCGUCCCGAAUACUGGUUCAGCGUGCCACGCAACAGAGUGGACGAUCUGUAUAGGUUCAUUCAUGCAUGGGUGCCGAACCUGUACGGCGAGCUGGAUGAGAACUACUGGCGAGAACGCGGCUACAUCCUGUCCGAUACCGACACUGACCUGUCGCCGGAACUGUCACCCCACGAAAGUGGCGAAGGCGCGGAUUCCACGGAGGAGAGCAAGGCUCGCGAUGGACAAGGUGACGACAUCAGCGAAUUGACAAGAGAGUCCUGGGAGCUGAUCAAGGCCCCCUACGUAAAGCUGUACAGCAUCCUGAAGACCUCGAGCACAUCGGCCGAUUCCGAGCAGAUCCAGGAUUCGGAGGUACUGUCUAUGAGCGAGGAGUUCAGGCGAGCUCUUUACGCAAACAGUGCCAUUUCUCUGGACAAUGACGUCAUCGUGCCCGAUCUCAUCGGCACAACGGAAAUACUCAGCGAUGAACACAGGGAACAGCUCUGUCGUCAUCUGCCCGCGAGAGCGGAGGGCUACCAAUGGACUCUCGUCUUCAGCACUAGUCAGCAUGGCUUCAGCCUCAAUAGCAUGUAUCGAAAAAUGGCUAAGGUCGAGAGUCCAAUCCUGUUAGUCAUUGAAGACACGGAGGGAAACGUGUUUGGUGCACUGACCUCAUGCUCGCUACACGUGAGCGAUCACUUUUACGGUACCGGCGAAUCCCUGCUCUUCAGGUUUACGCCGAGGUUCCAAUGUUUCAACUGGACCGGGGAUAACCUGUAUUUCAUCAAGGGCAAUAACGAAAGCUUAGCAAUCGGUGCUGGAGACGGCAAGUUUGGGCUCUGGUUAGACGGUGAUCUGUAUCAGGGCAGGACACAAUCCUGCAGUACAUACGGCAACGAGCCGUUGGCGCCACGCGAAGAUUUCGUCGUUAAAACAUUGGAAUGUUGGGCGUUCAUAUAGGACACGGCCUCAUAUUCCCAGCCCGUUACUCCUUCGCCAUCGCCACAGCCUAAUUUAACCUGAACUUGUGAACCUUACGAAGAUUUCGUCUCCAAGAGAGAUUAGAGGAAAACUAACUAUUCUAAGGACAUUGUCGGAAGAGUUGAGUCGGAUCAAUGGUGUCACAACACCGAUUAAUUCUAUCACCAUUUGGGGAAAUCUCGCCCAGUGAUAAACAUGAUGGUUCUCCGAGGAGAAAAAAACGUUGUCAAUGUCCGCACGAGAAGAGACAACGAGAGCAUUGCCUGAAGAUGGUGAAAUCGACGAGAAGCAGCCUUGAAAGGGAUGCGGACGGUAAAAAGAGACUGUCAUGGCCCGAAGUUAUGCGAUCAUAGCGCGUGCCUAUUUACAUAUCGCGUAACUACUGAGUAUCGUUAAUUGCCCCUGACUCCCCAGUCUUUUUUAAGUUGGCGUAUUUAUUUUAUUUUUUUAUAUUCUGUUGAAUGAGAUUGUCGCUCGUCAAUUUGAUUUGUGGUUAUUGUAAGUUGACCGAGAGAGAGUCGAAGAAUUAUGAUUACUUUGUAUAAUAAUCGUUACUUCGAACUAGUCGUGAGUUUACACAUUUAACGCCGAUAUAAAGAUAAUUAUGAUAAUGAUGAUGAUGAUGUUGAUGAUGAUGAUGAUGAUGAUGAUGAUGAUGAUGAUGAUGAUGAUGAUGAUGAUGAUGAUGAUAACGAUAAUAAUGAUGAUAAUGUAAAUGCAGAUGUAUAAUGAUGAUGGUGAUAAAAGAAUGAAAGUGUGAAUGAUUGGAAACGAUAUGGAUGGUAAAUACGAGGCGAGAUAUAUAACGUUUGAAAGAAAAUACAAUUUACAAAUUCAAUAUGAUGAAGAUGCUAAAACUAACAGUUUGUUGAUGUGUAGAUAAUGUAGAUAGUAAAUGUAAAUAUAUAUAUAUAUAUAUACACAUACAUACAUAUUAUAUAUAUACUAUGAUCGUGUUGCAAUGAUUGAUUUUGACGGUAUAGGUAGAGAGAACGCUUUACGGAACGCUGUGUAGCUCGUCAUGUGCAUAAUGCAGACGUUUAUUGAACCAAGAAACGUACAUGCAUAUAUAUGUUAUUAUAUGGAUACACAUGAAGAUUAAUACACAGAUUACGGGAAGUAUGCUCUCUCUGAACCGAAUAUAAAUGAUGAUCCAUGAUCUGAGAAAAAAAUGUAGUUUUAGAGAAAGAGAUACCUCGAACUGAUCUUAUGAUUAGGAGAGGAACGAGAAGUCGAAUGAGAAGUCAAUGAUGUGCGGAUUGACUUGAGUCAAGCGUAUUUGCGAUCUUGUCGUCAGUAAAUUAGUAAAUGUGCUUUCGAGUCACGAGUGACCACAACGAACACACAUGCCUGUGCCUGCUUCGCUCUCUUUGUCUCCCUCCGCCAGUGUACUCGCGAUCUGAAGCGAGUAUCUCGAGCGUGAAAAUCCAUCUUACUACCAGCGUACGAAUUCCCUGAUGCAAACGAUCAAUCAUUCUAGAUAACACAUCAGAUGAAGAAUCAUCGCGUUCUACUCGCGUUACGAUGCUCUUUUAGACCUAGUCCAACUUUGUACGACUGUAUACACACAAUCACAUAUUGUCCGAGCUUAUAAUCUCUAUUGCACGAGCGUCGCCGGAUUGAAAACAAAUGUGUGUAUCGCCCAUUUCUAUCCAGCACGUUUCGUCGAUUUGCAAAGAGAAAGUGAGAAUAAAAUCUUGUACACGCGCAAAGUGAGUGAUUCUCAAGCGUGAAAAAAGAAAAGAGAAAAUGCGCAAAAAUGUUUUAUCAGUUUCGAUAUUGUGCGAGACCGAAUGGAAUUUUUCUAAUAUAUUAAGUUCAAACAUCGUGCUAAGUUGCAACCAUUUGAGAAGGCCCACUUCGGCGCGUGCCAGUGACCCACGAACGUAACAACUUUGAACGAAUCACAUAUUUUAUACCACAUAGACCUAAUGACGACACCGCCAUAUAUUUCUCUCCUUUUCCCCGUAAUUACUCUAGACACAAUUUCUACUCCACGACCACGCGUUGUAUUGUUUCUAUAUAUGAUUACAGAUCCUCGUAAUCUUAAUAAAGGCGUUCCUCUGCCAGUUGAUUACUGAUCAGCAGGGCCGCAUACGAUGACCAAGAGUGCAUAUUAUACUAACGACAACAUAACACACGCGAGCACAAUAAAACACACGCAGAAAACUUUUGAUCUACCUUUACCUAUUUACCUCUUUCUCACGUGACACACGAUCCUUCUCUGCCGAUGUAACAUCAUCGGAGAACGACUGAACGUUCGAAAGACUGAACGGUCGAUCCAAGAUAUCCUGGGAAAAUGAGACUCAAGUGUUCGCGCACUGGUUACAAGACGCACUAAAAAAAGGAAAGAAAAAGAGUAAGAAGCGCGUGAUCAAAACUGUCGACUAGGCAGAGUAUAGUGUGACACUUAAUGAGAAUUUGAAACUGACACAGUUCCAAUGAGUUUAAUUUUCCACGUGAUGCGAAACGGACGUGAUGUAGACGUUGCAAGAUAGACUUUGCUAAACCUCAUAAACUUAUCACGAGUGAACAUAGAGUCCGUUUUCGGAUGCAUGUAGUAUGAAAUCUUAGCAAGAUCCUAGUUUGUCGGGAUUGUUUCUCGAUCCCACGAUGUCGACGAAGCACAAAGUAUCAAGUCAACAUGCAGCACUACCGGCUUUAUUAGGGUAGUCUCGAAUUUGUACAUUCAAUGCGACACAUAGUAACACGUUGCGUACGAUUAGCGUUGCUUAGAGCGUAAAUUAGAUUAGGCGUAAUCAUGUGAUAUUAAGUAAAAAAAAAA
Trachymyrmex cornetzi is the source of this 7065-nucleotide messenger RNA. RefSeq names its product TLD domain-containing protein mustard (gene mtd). Gene Ontology annotation, cellular component: nucleus. Bases 423 to 4259 code for a protein of 1278 amino acids. Gene Ontology annotation, biological process: response to oxidative stress. The transcript has 18 exons. The record is from RefSeq and is a predicted model, not a curated record. NCBI's taxonomy places the organism in Eukaryota, Metazoa, Arthropoda, Insecta, Hymenoptera, Formicidae.